AUGGUCUCUGACGAAUCGAACGAGUCCUACUUCACGGAUGAUGAAGCGACGAUGAACAUGUCCUUCCAAACUGCGAUGAAGGAAGCUGACCGCGCUGAAGGCAUGACACGAUUCAAGGACAUGCCAGAGCACCUCAUUGAACGGACACAAACUGGAAAGGUCAUCAAUGUACGACCGCCGUCACCGAACAGCCGCACGUCAACUUUGAGGAGAAGUGUCAGCGAAUUGGAAAAUGAACUGGAAGUUAACGAACGUCAGGCGGACAAGCGGAAACAGGAAUACCGAGAAAGACUGACGACACUUGAGAACCGCCUGUUUGAUCUGGAGCAGCAACAGGAUGACCUUCAAAGUGCCGCAGACGGUUGGAAAGUGAAAUAUGAAAGACAAAAGGAACUGGCCGAAGAGUACCUGAAAAUGGUUGAUGACAGAGAAAUGGAAGGUCAUCUUGCAGUCAGUGACCUUAAUGAGAGUUUGUCAGAAGAAUCAGCUGAAAGGUCACGGCACUUGGCAGAAUUGAAGGAUGAAUGUGGCUCAUUGAAACUUAAGGUCACUGAAGCGGAAGCUAAGAGAGACGAAUAUGCGGCUAAACUCGUCGACGCUACGCAGCGACUGUUGACAAACACCAAUGAAGUGUUUAAGCUCAGAAACGAAUUGAAGCUACGAGACGAGAGUAUCGGAACUCUUCAGAAAGAAUCACAGGACCAUCAGAGAAGAGCCGAUGACGCCGUCAAAGUGGCUAAGGACCUGCGCGAUCUAACAGCCACCGAACGCGCACGGUUGAGCAAUGAAAUCAGACAGGUCAUGGAGGAGAAUAAGGUGUUGAAAGAAAAUAUCGGAAAGGUCACCGAAGAGAAUACCGAGCUGAAGGAAGCCGCUAAGACAUCUGCCGAACAGGGCAUGAGAUGGGAACACGAAGCACACCUCUUGGACGUAAAGGUCACGGCACUUGAACUGAAAGAUAAAGAGUGGCAACAGUCGGUUCAUCAGAAGACACAAGAGAUCAUCAGACUCAACACGGAGCUGAUCGAUAUGACCCAAACGGUAAUGACAAGGGAAGAUGAGGUCACCCAAACAAAGGACCAGCUGAAAGCGGCAGCCGAUGAGUAUUCGAAACUGGAGAGAGACGUGACCCAGUUGGCGGAACACAUUGCAAAAGUGGAGAAAGAUACUGAAAAGGUCAUCCAGGACAAAACGCUUCAAUUACAUCAGCACAUGUCGAAGGUCAACCAAGAGAACCAGAACUUGAAGAACGAGAAAGAACAAUCCGACUUAAGGAUUAAGCGUCUCGAAGAUGAGAAUAAAGCCCUUCAAAUGUCCAACAAGCAUAAAGAUGAACAGCUCCUACAACAUGGAGUUAGAGCAGCGACAGUGGAAUCACCGCCGCCCAGUUACAGCAAGGCGCAUGAAACGGGCACGGGCAAAAGCUUUCACUUUGACAUGCCACUACGAACUGGCACUGGUAAAGGAAGCGUCAAAGCGGAAAGAGACGGUGAAAAGGGCAAAGAUGACAAAGAGCCACCAUCAGGAGGUUACCCACAUUCGAGCAAUGCCGAUCCUUCCCAGUUUCCCCCGCAUAUGGAAACGAACAUCUUCAUAGAUGAAAGGCAAAGAGACAGACCGUCUAGCCGACAAGAGCGCCCAAGGAAAUCACGUUAUGGAAAAGCGAGACGAAACCAAAACGAUGAUGAAAAUAGCGAAGAAGACGAUGACCAGAGAGCAGAAAACACAGCGGUGCAAUUGACAAAAGCGCUCAACUCGAUGGCUAGGAAAACACCACUCAUGACCCUUGAUGGCAGUCGUGACACUGUGAGUGGAUGGACAGGACUGGUAAAAGAAACCCAAAGAACCUACCAGCUAACGGACGACCAAAUUAUGAUCGAGAUUGCUAUUGCGGUGAAAGGUCCUGCCAAAACUUGGUUCGAAGGCGAAAAGGACAUCGCAGCAGAAGACGGAAUUGAACACUCAAUAACUGAAUGGAUGGAUAAAUUCAAAGAUGAAUACGGCGACAGAGACGAAGAAGUCUUAGGCUUACGUGAGGCCUAUGCAAGGAAAUUUGAACUCGGGAAGGAAUCGCUUGACCAGUACUACCAGGCGAUGAUGCGCUUCAAGGCAAAAAAGAUCAUCACCGAAAAGCAAGCAGUCGGCUUCCUAAUUGAAGGAUGUAGAGUGGACAACGAACUCUACAAGGCACUGCGUAUACAGAAGUGCAAGACGCCAACGGACGUGAAGGACUUCUUCCGACAUUGGGCAACGGGCGAAGAAAAGUACAAGGCGCCGAAAGGCCAACGUAAUCAGGAAUACGUGACCAUCCGGCAAGGCCAAGUUGAAAAUGUACCGCAACAGAGGAUGGCGGCUGCACCAGUCCAACAGCCAGUAGAAUGCCGUGUGGAGACUCCGGUCAGAGAGGUCACAGAAAAGGUGACCUUUAUCGACAGUCAGACGGGUCAACCGAUAACAUACUCGAUGGUGGCGGCGAUACAGGCAGCAGCUCAAUCACGGGACUUAUCACAAGCACUGCAAAAGUAUUCCACUGCAGAGGCACUGGAAAUAAAGACGAAAGUCAGAAGAUUGAAAGUGGAAAAGGCUAGAAUGUCGAAAGAUGUGAUCAAAAAUUCAAACGACCUCAAACAGAAAGGCAGUUAAGGUCAUUCCUUGGACUGGCAGAUUAUUAUCGCAAGUUCAUAAUGGGAUAUGCACAGAAGACCUGCCACUUGUAUGAAUUGCUGAGACAAGAUAAGCACGUGAAAAAGG
Molecule: messenger RNA, 2751 nt
Organism: Paramacrobiotus metropolitanus
Lineage: Eukaryota; Metazoa; Tardigrada; Eutardigrada; Parachela; Macrobiotidae
Product: protein bicaudal D homolog 1-like
Exons: 4
Coding region: 1-2643 (880 amino acids)
Source: RefSeq, a predicted model, not a curated record